Messenger RNA from Penicillium salamii, 1113 nucleotides. The record is from the annotation of a GenBank genome assembly. Lineage: Eukaryota; Fungi; Ascomycota; Eurotiomycetes; Eurotiales; Aspergillaceae.
AUGGAUCAUUCAUACGACCUAGGGCUGGAAGCCCGAAGUGAACCCAAGCGUGCUGUGUCCCGUUCAAUGCGUGUGGUCAAGCAAGAGUGCAAUGUGGGCAUGCCUGAUGGGGAAAAGACCCUAAAGCCGAGGAAAAGAGCCCUGGUUGCAUGCAACCGAUGCCGGAAGAGAAAGAUCAAGUGUAAUGGUGAUUUGAACAACGGUCUUGCCUGCUCAAGUUGCCUUUCCGUGGGAGCCAACGAGUGCCACUAUUCGAGGGUCAACUCCCUAUCCCCCGAAGAGGCUGCCAGAUGCAUCAUCGUAGGCAAAAAGGGGAGAUCAAACCCUCUGUCCAUGGGCUCGCCUCAUUCACCUCAAAUGAGAACUCCAUACCAGCGGGAAGAAUACGGCAUGGAACAAUCAAGCUUUUCUCGACAAUCCGCUGGCAUGGAUCCUCUCAUGGCCUACGACGAGCAAUCAGUCCCCUACCAAUCAAGCUACAUGCUCCCCAGCAACGUCGACUACACCUGGGCUAACCGCUGGGACCCAGCCCUAAGACCCACCGGCGACUUGUUUGAAGACAGCAUCAACCAAUAUAAUUUCAUCAUCCCGGGCCAAGUUCCCUCAACCCUUCCCUCAUCCAUGCCCGAGCAACCAUCUACAGUCUUCCCAGAGGUAGACCGCACCCUGCCCACACCGCGCAGCCAGCCAGAAGUCUCGGACCAGAAAGCCUUCUAUGGUCGCGACAGAAUGCCCACUGCCUACAACCCCCGCGUCAAGUCUGACGACGCAGAGAUGGUCUUCGGCUACAUCCCUAUGUCCACAGCCGAUGAUGCGGUUCCCGUCCCCACCACUGUGUCCUCGAACUAUGAUCCAGAAAUGGAGUUCAACGCAGACCGUUUGACUCGCACAUACUCUCGCGACACAGCUCAGCGUCUUCUCCCGCUUGAUGCAUACGGGUACAGCAGUGGUCGGAAGACCGAACGCGCACCCACGCUCAUGAACGGUCUUCCAUAUACCCGUGUUCGACCUUCAGACCCUGUGCAAUACAGUUUCCUUCCAGAUGCCCUACCAGAAUAUGGUAGAGAGGUCCAUCGAUCUGCUGUUUCCCCACUGGGGCAUCCUGGCUACUGA